Molecule: messenger RNA, 1092 nt
Organism: Camelina sativa (false flax)
Lineage: Eukaryota; Viridiplantae; Streptophyta; Magnoliopsida; Brassicales; Brassicaceae
Source: RefSeq, a predicted model, not a curated record
AUGGGGAAUAAACAAAUAGAAGGAGAGGAUUAUGGUGAAACAUUUUCCCUAGUUGCAAAAAUGGGUACGGUCCGAUUGUUCCUCGAUACAGCCUUGAAGAAUGGUUGGAUGGUGCAUCAAAUGGAUGUGCACAAUGCUUUCCUCCAUGGCGACUUGGAAGAGGAGGUGUAUAUGCGGUUACCUCCAGGAUAUCAGUUGGACGAUAAAAACAAGGUGUGUAAGUUGAAGAAAUCGUUGUAUGGGCUCAAUCAAGCUCCAAGGUGUUGGUUUUCUAAGCUGGCAUCAGCUUUAUUAUCUUAUGGUUUUGACCAAGCGUUGGGUGAUUAUUCAUUGUUCACGUAUGAGAAAGGUAACACUCGAAUCCAUAUACUCAUCUAUGUUAAUGAUUUGAUAAUAGGGGGAAGUUGUCCAAAAGCUACGGAAGAGUUCAAAGAGUAUUUGUCUUCUUGCUUUAAGAUGAAGGAUUUAGGAGCCUUGAAAUACUUCUUAGGUAUAGAGGUUGCUCGGAAUGAAUGGGGGAUAUAUCUUUGCCAACGAAAGUAUGCCCUGGAUAUCAUCGCCGAGACUGGUUUGUUGGGGUCAAAACCAGUAGAAUUCCUGUUGGAAGAUCAUCACACUUUGGCCGUUUCCAAGUCUCCGUUACUGUCUGAUCCAAAGUCAUUUCGCAGAUUGUUAGGACGGCUAAUAUACUUGGGUGUUACACGUCCUGAUCUGGCAUACUCGGUUCAUGUGUUGGCACAAUUUAUGAAGGAACCAAGACAAGAUCAUUGGGAUGCAGCUAUUCGAGUUGUCAAAUAUCUUAAGUUUGAUCCAGGUCAGGGCAUUUUGUUGCGAUCGAAUACAGGGUUCCAACUCACAGGCUGGUGUGAUGCGGAUUGGUCACGAUGUAAACAGUCGAGGAGGUCAGUCACGGGUUACUUUGUUCAAUUAGGUGACUCACCUGUCUCUUGGAAGGCAAAGAAACAAAAGACUGUGAGUAGGUCUUCGGCAGAAUCAGAAUAUGGCAGAUUUAGUUCAAGAGUUAAUAUGGUUGAAGCGCAUGUUGGGUACUUUGGGAGUUAUGCACAUUCAACCAAUGUUUGUACAUUGUGA